This is a messenger RNA of Musa acuminata subsp. malaccensis (wild Malaysian banana), 1796 nucleotides long. RefSeq lists its product as uncharacterized. Lineage: Eukaryota; Viridiplantae; Streptophyta; Magnoliopsida; Zingiberales; Musaceae. Gene Ontology annotation, cellular component: histone deacetylase complex. Gene Ontology annotation, molecular function: transcription coregulator activity; protein binding. Gene Ontology annotation, biological process: regulation of DNA-templated transcription. The record is from RefSeq and is a predicted model, not a curated record.
CUUGCUCUCCUCCUCCUCCUCGUCUCCCCUCCUCCUCCCCCCAAGAAUCCCCUCGCCGGUUCCAAUUCUCGCAGAUCCGCCGAUUUCCCGGCCGAUCAGGAGUCAUUUUGCGUUCGUUGAUUCAAUAGAACCCUGGUUUCGUGUUCUUCCUCGCUAAACCCUCACAUUUCGACGGCCGCGUCGGGCUCGGUUCUCUGCUCGCAGCAUUGUGAGAUCAAUAUCAUGAUGUGGGUUAGCAUAGAAUGGAGUGAUUUCUGAUGCUAAUACAUAUGCUACCUCCACAUGUUCUCGGAUAAACUAUUCAGCGCGAGCUUACGCUUCUCCUUUCUUCUCUAAUCUGAAAUGGGGGAAGCAUCCAGGAACAUUCUGUAGAAUCAGGUGGCAAGAACUUGAUGCGAAUCAUGGAGGCCGAGCUGUGUUCAGCCCGGACCCUAUCUCCGUCGCGGGAGGAAAGUGGUGAUGAAGAGCUCUCGGUGCUUCCCAGGCACACCAAGGUCAUCGUAACUGGUAACAACAGAACAAAGUCUGUUCUAGUUGGGCUUCAAGGUGUUGUCAAGAAAGCUGUUGGUCUUGGUGGCUGGCACUGGCUGGUCCUAAAGAAUGGGGUGGAGGUGAAACUUCAAAGAAACGCAUUGAGCGUCUUAGAAGCUCCUACAGGAAAUGAAGACGAGGACGAUGAGAUUGACUAUGACAACUCGUUCUGCAGUAGUUCAGAUGUGGGAGACAAAGACAUCGAUUACUCUUGCUUAGAGUUUCAUAAGCCGACAAAGCCAAGGGUUAGGCACACCAGGCCAUGGACAUGUUCAGCAAAGUCAAAUGGCCGAAGCAGCAACUAUCGAGACACAACUCAUUCUAAUGGUCACAACUCUCAAACGAGGGUAAACUUGGCAAAGCUUGGAACACCAACCUUACUGAGAUAUUGGAGGCGCUUCAAUCUUGUGGGCAUCAACCCCAAACCCACAAAGGAGCAGCUGCUCCACGUUGUGCAGAAUCACUUCCUCUCGCAGCAAGUGGAUGAGAUGCAGGUCAUCGUCGGCUUCAUCCACGCCGCGAAGAGGUUGAAAACCCGCCAUAGGAAAAAGAAGGAACAACAAGGUGGUGGGUUGAGGCAGGAUUGAUGCGAGUAUUCACGAUAUGUAGAACUGGUGGUGGAGUCAGAGAUCAUGGUUCGAACGCCCAAUCAGCUCAAGUCUGCUCACCUACUAAUUGUAGUGUAAUGAUGCUAACCGUGGUGUGUGAUGAUUUGUAGUCUUGUACUUAGGGACCUAUGUAUUAGUCUACUGGUGCCAAUCUUCAUCUCUGUGAGUCAUGUGGGUUGGUUGAGUCUUUUUCUUGGGGAAGGUGACGGUGGUGGGACAAGCUGCGUGCAGAGAGAGAGAAAGAGUUACGUACCCGUCUUGUUGUUGGCUGUUGGGCAGUGUGCAAGGCAGGCCGGAGAAUACAAUAUUCUCCGGGCCUCACGCUCCACUUGUCUUCUCCCACGACCACACCACUCACCAUUGGAUAAGGCCCGCCCUGCCUUGCUGCCUGCCUGCGCCACCACCAGCAUGAGCAGAAGCAGAUAAAAAGUGAGAUCAAACUGGAUUCUGCUUUUGUUUCGUCGCGCCAUUGAAUUGCUCAGUUGAGGACUUGAUCUGAUGUGAUGUAGUGAGUGGUUCCAUGGUCUCUGUAAGCAGGAGGUACAACGGUAAAUUGCAGGGACAAGCUUUUUACUUGUGAGCCUGUUGCAAAGUUGUCCUUCUCGUUGGAAACAUAGGCAAAGAAAUAAAAAUCGUAAGCAUCGGUUUGUACCUAAA